Messenger RNA from Medicago truncatula (barrel medic), 1625 nucleotides. RefSeq names its product GDSL esterase/lipase At3g26430. Gene Ontology annotation, molecular function: hydrolase activity, acting on ester bonds. The record is from RefSeq and is a predicted model, not a curated record. The transcript has 5 exons. Lineage: Eukaryota; Viridiplantae; Streptophyta; Magnoliopsida; Fabales; Fabaceae. Bases 558 to 1535 code for a protein of 325 amino acids.
CUUCUCUUUCUAUCGUAUAUUCUUUCCAUUUCACCUCCUUCCUUUUAACUGUCUAACCUAAUCCAGUAGCCUCCAACCCAGAUUAAUUUCCCCCCUCAACCUGCUUCUCUCUCUCUCGCUCUCUCUGUUUCGAAUUCAUGAUUAAUUGUAACAGUUGCAACAUACUUUUUUCUAUGUUUCUUCUCUUUCAAAGCAAUCUCUUCUAGAUCUCACCGUCUUGUUGAAAUCUUUUUUUCUUCUUCAUCAGCGACCUUUCUCUCAUACACUUCCUCUCUUCACAAUUUUAUGGGUUUUUUGAUCUCAUACUCUAUUACUCUUCAACAUUAUCAUUUGAUCUGAUUUGAUACGAUUAAUUUCUUUUUCUGUCGCUACUUCUAGCUUCUUGCCUUCUUCUCUGAGUUAUUCUAUGUAUUGAUCUGAUUUACUGUGAACUAGAGUUUAAACCGAUUCAACUCGCCCGUCGUAUCCGACAAACCGCCAAAACCGAAACCGAUCAAACCGUUGAGACUAAACGGACGGAGAAGGGUGGGAAUUUGUCACCCGCGGUUUGCUUCGGAAUGAGAUUUUUCAUCCGAAAUCCGACCGUAGCCACCCGUUGUCCACCCCUAGUUGAAACACAAAACUUGAGUUUGCCUUAUUUGAGUGCCUACUUGGACUCAGUAGGUUCAAACUUCAGCAACGGUGCUAAUUUUGCAACAGCAGGAUCCACCAUCAGACCUCAGAAUACAACCAAGUCUCAGAGUGGAUACAGUCCUAUAUCCUUAGAUGUUCAACUUAUACAAUACUCUGAUUUCAAAGCAAGAUCCAUACUUGUUCGCAAAAAAGGAGGAGUGUUUAUGAAAUUGUUGCCCAAAGAAGAGUAUUUUUCCGAGGCUUUAUACACUUUUGAUAUUGGUCAAAAUGAUCUCACUGCUGGUUACAAACUCAACAUGACUACAGAACAAGUCAAGGCAUAUAUACCUGAUGUAUUAGGCCAGUUCUCUGAUGUUAUAAGGAGUGUAUACAAGGAAGGUGGAAGGUCGUUUUGGAUUCACAACACAGGCCCAUUGGGCUGCCUUCCGUACACGUUGGAUCGCUAUCCGAUGAGUGUGGCCCAAAUGGAUAAAUUUGGGUGUGCCAAACCGUUCAACGAGGUAGCUCAAUAUUUUAACUCCAGGUUGAAAGAAACUGUUGUGCAAUUAAGGAAAGAGGUUCCAGAGGCAAUAAUUGUAUAUGUUGAUGUGUACACAGUGAAAUACAACCUCAUCAGCCAUGCCAAAAAAUAUGGUUUCGAGAAGGGUGUGAUUGCAUGCUGUGGACAAGGCGGGAAGUACAACUUCAAUAAUGUGGCAAGAUGUGGAGCUACCAAGAUUGUGAAUGGGAAAAAAAUUAUAAUAGCUAAGUCGUGCAAAGAUCCAAGUGUGAAGAUUAUUUGGGAUGGGAUUCAUUACACCGAAGCUUCUAAUAAGUGGAUAUUUCAACAAAUAGUUAAUGGAUACUUUUCAGAUCCACCUAUCUCUUUAAUUAAAAAUGGCUUGCCAUGCCCGUGGGAAUGAAUCCAUCAGCCACUAUUAAUCCAAUUUUAAUUAUAUAUCAUUUGUUGCACAUGCAUUUAAUCCAAUUUCUCUUCUCGACGUUAUUUGCUA